AUGAGCCCAGCGAGUGUCCUGAAUGAGGUACGUAGUAGCCACGGGGAGAAGCAAGAGAGCUAUUAACCCAUACAAAACCCCUAAACCUAAACCUAACCUAACCCUAGAUAUAUCCCUUAAAAAGCUUAGGUAUAGCCGAUUUUAGCCUUAACCCUAACCCUGAACAGACAGUAACCCUAGCCAUAACCCUAAUUCGAGGGUAUGGUAGCCUGCAACACUUUCAGAAACAAUUUUAGUAAUAAUAUUAUGUUAGUAUAUACCAUUAUAGUACUAAAUAGCAUUUAUUGUAAUUUUUUUAUCAAAACCUAGGUAAGUAUUUGCUGUAAAAAAAAAAAAAAAGUAUUUAUUUUAUGGUAUUUAUUAUUGCAAGGCACUUGAUAAACAAGUAACGUUUUUUAUUUUUUUAUUUCAAAUUUGGUUUGAACUGGGUGUAACCCUAGUAACCUCCAGUUGGCGUUGGGCAGGUUUGAGACUAAUCUCUUGAAUUACUAAGAAAGAUAUUCGUUAUUUCUCAGCUGCUGUAUAAUGUCUUUAUGGUCUGCUGUGAAUUCAUCACUUUUAAAUGCUAAAUAUUUCCAAUAGAUGGCAGCAUAAGACCACGACGCAUCAGUUAUAGACUAUAGCAGCAAUAUGAUUGACAUAAAAUAGCAUGCAAACAAAGACUAUAUGUCCCAUGAUUUUCUAAAAUGGUCACUCACUACUUUACAGUUAGCAUUAGCAUCGAUAAACACUAUAUAUACAAAAGUAUGUGGGCACCCUUUCAAAUUAGUGGAUUCCGCCAUCUUUUGCCACAUCCGUUGCUGACCGGUGUAUUAAAUCGAGCACACAGCCAUGUGAUCUCCAUAGACAAACAUUGGCAGUAGAAUGGCCUUACUGAAGAGCUCAGUGACUUUCAACGUGGCACCGUCAUAGGAUGCCACCUUUCCAACAAGUCAGUUGGUCAAAUGUCUGCCCUGCUAGAGCUGCCCCGGUCAACUGGAAGGGCUGUUAUUGUGAAGUGGAAACGUCUAGGAGCAACAACGGCUCAGCCACGAAGUGGCAGGCCACACAAGCUCACAGAAUGGGACUGCCGAGUGCUGAAGCGCGUAAAAAUCGUCUGUCCUCGGUUGCAACACUCACUCCCGAGUUCCAAACUACCUCUGGAAGCAACGUCAGCACAGGAACUGUUCGCCGGGAGCUUCAUGAAAUGGGUUUCCAUGGCCGAGCAGCCACACACAAGCCUAAGAUCACCAUGUGCAAUGCCAAGCGUCGGCUGGAGUGGUGUAAAGCUCGCCGCCAUUGGACUCUGGAGCAGUGGAAGCGCGUUCUAUGGAGUGAUGAAUCACGCUUCACCAUCUGGCAGUCCGAAGGACAAUUCUGGGUUUGGCGGAUGCCAGGAGAAUGCAACCUGCCUGAAUGCAUAGUGCCAACUGUAAAGUUUGGUGGAGGAGGAAUAAUGGUCUGGGGCUGUUUUUCAUGGUUCGGACUAGGCCGCUUAGUUCCAGUGAAGGGAAAUCUUAACGCUACAGCAUACAAUAACAAUCUAGACGAUUCUGUGCUUCCAAAUUUGUGACAACAAUUUGGGAAGGCCCUUUCCUAUUUCAGCAUGACAAUGCCCCCGUGUACAAAGCGAGGUCCAUACAGAAAUGGUUUGUCGAGAUCGGUGUGGAAGAACUUGACUGGCUUUCACAGAGCCCUGUCCUCAACCCCAUCGAACACCUUUGGGAUGAAUUGGAACGCCGACUGCGAGCCAGGCCUAAUCGCCCAACAUCAGUGCCCGACCUCACUAAUGCUCUUGUGGCUGAAUGGAAGCAAGUCCUCACAGCAAUGUUCCAACAUCUAGUGGAAAGCCUUCCCAGAAGAGUGGAGGCUGUUAUAGCAGCAAAGGGGGGACCAACUCCAUAUUAAUGCCCAUGAUUUUGGAAUGAGAUGUUCGACAAGCAGGUGUCCACAUACUGCUGGUCAUGUAGUGUUUCAUGUUCAACACACACCAACAUAGUGUGAAGACGGCCUCGUCCCCCUCAGGAGGUUGAAAAGAUUUGGCAUGGGCCCUCAGAUCCUCAAAAAGUUCUACAGCUGCACCAUCGAGAGCAUCUUGACUGGCUGCAUCACCGCCUGGUAUGGCAACUGCUUGGCAUCCGACCGUAAGGCGCUACAGAGGGUAGUGCGUACAGCCCAGUACAUCACUGGGGCCAAGCUUCCUGCCACCCAGGACCUCUAUACCUGGUGGUGUCAGAGGAAGGCCCUAAAAAUUGUCAAAGACGCCAGCCACCGAAGUCAUAGACUGUUCUCUCUGCUACCGCACGGCAAGCGGUACCGAUGCACUAAGUCUGGAACCAACAGGACCCUGAACAGCGUCUACCCCCAAUCCAUAGGACUGUUAAAUAUACUAAAUAAAAAUAUAAACGCAACAUGUAAAGUGUUGGUCCCAUGUUUCAUAAACUGAAAUGAAAGAUCUCAGAAAUGUUCCAUACGCACAAAAUGCUUAUUUCUCUCAAAUUUUGUGCACAAAUGUGUUUACAUCCAUGUUAGUGAGCAUUUUCCUUUGCCAAGAUAAUCCAUCCACCUGACAGGUGUGGCAUAUGAAGAAGCUGAUUAAACAGCAUGAUCAUUACACAGGUGCACCUUGUGCUGGGGACAAUAAAAGGCCAAUCUAAAAUGUGCACUUUUGUCACACAACACAAUGCCACAGAUGUCUCAAGUUUUGAGGGAGUGUGCAAUUGGCAGGCUGAUUGCAGGAACGUCCACCAGAGCUGUUGCCAGAGAAUUGAAUGUUAAUUUCUCUACCAUAAGCUACCUCAAACAUCACUUUAGAGAAUUUGGCAGUACGUCCAACCGGCCUCACAACCGCAGACCACGUGUAACCACGCCAGCCCAGGACCUCUACAUCCGGCUUCUUCACCUGCGGGAUUGUCUGUAAUAAAGCACUUUUGUAGGGAAAAACUCAUUCUGAUAGGCUGGGCCUGGCUCCCCUGUGGGUGGGCCUGGCUCCCCAGUGGCUGGGCCUGGUUCCCCAGUGGCUGGGCCUGGCUCCCCAGUGGUUGGGCCUGGCUCCCCAGUGGGUGGGCCUGGCUCCCCAGUGGUUGGGCCUGGCUCCCCCAGUGGCUGGGCCUGGCUCCGGCUCCCCAGUUGCUGGGCCUGGCUCCCCAGUGGUUGGGCCUGGCUCCCCAGUGGCUGGGCCUGGCUCCCCCAAUGGCUGGGCCUGGCUCCGGCUCCCCCAGUGGCUGGGCCUGGCUCCCCCAAUGGCUGGGCCUGGCUCCGGCUCCCCCAGUGGCUGGGCCUGGCUCCCCCAAUGGCUGGGCCUGGCUCCGGCUCCCCCAGUGGGUGGGCCUGGCUCCCCCAAUGGCUGGGCCUGGCUCCGGCUCCCCCAGUGGCUGGGCCUGGCUCCCCAGUGGCUGGGCCUGGCUCCGGCUCCCCCAGUGGGUGGGCCUGGCUCCCCCAAUGGCUGGGCCUGGCUCCGGCUCCCCCAGUGGUUGGGCCUGGCUCCCCAGUGGCUGGGCCUGGCUCCCCAGUGGGUGGGCCUGGCUCCCCCAAUGGCUGGGCCUGGCUCCGGCUCCCCCAGUGGCUGGGCCUGGCUCCCCCAAUGGCUGGGCCUGGCUCCGGCUCCCCCAGUGGCUGGGCCUGGCUCCCCCAAUGGCUGGGCCUGGCUCCGGCUCCCCCAGUGGGUGGGCCUGGCUCCCCCAAUGGCUGGGCCUGGCUCCGGCUCCCCAGUGGCUGGGCCUGGCUCCCCAGUGGUUGGGCCUGGCUCCCCAGUGGCUGGGCCUGGCUCCCCAGUGGCUGGGCCUGGCUCCCCAGUGGGUGGGCCUGGCUCCCCAGUGGCUGGGCCUGGCUCCCCAGUGGCUGGGCCUGGCUCCGGCUCCCCAGUGGCUGGGCCUGGCUCCGGCUCCCCAGUGGCUGGGCCCGUGGCUGCUCCCCUGGCCAAUCGGGAAAUCCAUAGAUUAGGGCCUAAUGAAUUCAUUUCAAAUUGACUGAUUUCCUUAUAUGAACGGUAACUCAGCAAAAUUGUUUCAACUUAAUUUGUGAACGUAUUGUGACAUGGAAAAUACAUUGGACUAGAAAGUCAUCAACGUAAACUGUUGUUUUGAGGAUGAAAUUUCAACCAUCUUGUAUAAAAUAUGUUGAAUUUGUACCUUUGAAACAACGUCAGAUCCUGAGAAUGAUUGUUGAGAAAUCUCCACUUAACGUAUUCACUGUUGCUAUCAAUGUCAUUCCAAAGGGUAGGUUUAACAGAGAAAAUUAAAUGUAUCAAUCAUGUAUCAUCAAUAAUGCUAAAUAGGCCUGUAUAACAUUAGGGAAGUCAUCAACAGGUAUUGUUUCAAUUCAACCCAGGCUUCAACUAAAAAUAAACAAUACAUAUAGGCCUAGGGUUUCAAGCUUCAAGUUAGUAAUGAAUAUGUUGGAAUCACGUCUCAAUUUCAACCAAAAAUCUAAGUGAAAACAUAUGAUUAAAUCAAACUGUAUUUGAAAUACAUUUAAAGAUAUAUUUUGUUUAAUUUGGUCUUUAUUAAAUAACUUAGAUUUUUGGUUGAAAUGGAAAUGUGAAUCCGACAUAUCAGUUAUUAAUCUGUAGACAAAAUUAAAUUAAAGGCCAGACUCAGUGGUUCAGAUGGAACUAUCCAAGGAAAUGUUGAUAUUUUGUUGCGUUGACAACCAAACACAAUUCAAUAUCACUUUUGCAAUACAGUAAAUAGCCUAUUAACUUGUUGACCAGUUAUCAAAUGAUAUGUUGGAUUCAGGUCUCCAUCUCAACCAAAAAUCCAAGUUAAAGGAUAGGAUUAAGCCAAUGGCUCAGGUGGAACUAGCCAAGCAGUAGAUACAUCUCCUUUAAAUGUUGAUAUUUGAUGUAACAGCAUUGCUAGGUUCUAAUUUCUGGUACGAGAAUCCAGACGGACUCAGAGAAAUGCUCAAGCUACAUUUAUUCACACACUAGUUUUUUGCAAAAGCACCAUACUGGUCGCAUAUUUAUACCCUACGACUCGGCCCCCCCAUUCCGACUAGGAUGAACUAUCAGUCUCUGUUGCUGGGCAGGAACUGAGUCUGUUCCUCAUGUUGGUGUUACUGUAAAAGUAUAACGUCAUAAAAAAAAAAAUAGUAUGCAAGUAUAAACACCAUGGGACCACGCAGCCGUCAUACCGCUCAGGAAGGAGACGCGUUCUGUCUCCUAGAGAUGAACGUGCUUUGGUGCGAAAAGUGCUAAUCAAUCCCAGAACAACAGCAAAGGACCUUGUGAAGAUGCUGGAGGAAACAGGUACAAAAGUAUCUAUAUCCACAGUAAAACGAGUCCUAUAUCGACAUAACCUGAAAGGCCGCUCAGCAAGGAAGAAGCCACUGCUCCAAAACCGCCAUAAAAAAGCCAGACUACGGUUUUGCAACUACACAUGGGGACAAAGAUCGUACUUUUUGGAGAAAUGUCCUCUGGUCUGAUGAAACAAAAAUAUAACUGUUUGGCCAUAAUGACCAUCGUUAUGUUUGGAGGAAAAAGGGGGACGCUUGCAAGCUGAAGAACACCAUCCCAACCGUGAAGCACGGGGGUGGCAGCAUCAUGCUGUGGGAGUGCUUUGCUGCAGGAGGGACUGGUGCACUUCACAAAAUAGAUGUCAUCACGAGGAAGGAAAUGUAUGUGGAUAUAUUAAAGCAACAUCUCAAGACAUCAGUCAGGAAGUUAAAGCUUGGUCGCAAAUGGGUCUUCCAAAUGGACAAUGACCCCAAGCAUACAUCCAAAGUUGUGGCAAAAUGGCUUAAGGACAACAAAGUCAAGGUAUUGGAGUGGCCAUCAUAAAGCCCUGACCUCAAUCCUAUAGAAAAUGUGUGGGCAGAACUGAAAAAGCAUGUGCGAGCAAGGAGGCCUACAAACCUGACUCAGUUACACCAGCUCUGUCAGGAGGAAUGGGCCAAAAUUCACCUAACUUAUUGUGGGAAGCUUGUGGAAGGCUACCCGAAACGUUUGACCCAAGUUAAACAAUUUAAAGGCAAUGCUACCAAAUACUAAUUGAGUGUAUGUAAACAUCUGACCCACUGGGAAUGUGAUGAAAUAAAUAAAAGCUGAAAUAAAUCAUUUUCUCUACUAUUAUUCUGACAUUUCACAUUCCUAAAAUAAAGUGGUGAUCCUAACUGACCUAAGACAGGGAAUUUUUACUAGGAUUAAAUGUCAUUAAUUGUGAAAAACUGAGUUUAAAUGUAUUUGGCUAAGGUGUAUGGAAACUUCCGACUUCAACUGUAUAUUCUUUGCGUCGGACUCAUUAACGGAAAACUCUUCGUCCAGUUCGAGGUGAGUAAUCGCUGUUCAGAUAUACAGAAGCUAUUUUCGGUCAUAAGAGACGGUGGCAGAAACAUUAUGUACAAAAUAAGUUAUAAACAAUGCGAAAAAACCUACAAAAUAGCACAGUUGGUUAGGAGCCCUUAAAACAGCAGAAAUCCCCUCCGGUAUAUCACCAAUGAUUCAUAUUUGUUCAUGUUUAAGUGACAUUUGCAUUAAAUGUUGGUUUGUUCCAAGGUCAAAUAAAUGACCCCGACGUGAAUCACUGUAUAUGGAAUACAUACAGUGCAUUUUGAAAGUAUUCAGACCCCUUGACUUUUUCCACAUUUUGUUAGAUUACAGCCUUAUUCUAAAAUGUAUGAAAUUAUUUCCCCCCCUAAUCAAUCCAUACACAACACCCCAUAAUGACAAAGCAAAAACACGUUUUUAGAACAUUUUGCAAAUGUAUUAAAAAUACAAAAAUUAAAUAAAACAUUCACAUACGUAUUCAGAGGCUUUACCCUUUACUUGUUGAAGCACCUUUGGCAGUGUUUACAGCCUCAAGUCUUCUUGGGUAUUACGCUACAAGCUUGGCACACCUGUAUUUGGGGAGUUUCUCCCUUUCUUCUCUGCAGAUCCUCUCAAGGUCUGUCAGGUUGGAUGGGGAGCGUCGCUGCACAGCUACUUUCAGGUCUCUCCAGAGAUGUUCGAUCGGGUUCAAGUCCGGGCUCUGGCUGGGCCACUCAGGGACAUUCAGAGACUUGUCCCGACGUCACUCCUGCGUUGUCUUGGCUGUGUGCUUAGGGUCAUUGUCCUGUUGGAAGGUGAACCUUCGCCCCAGUCUGAGGUCCUGAGCGCUCUGGAGCAGAUCUCUCUGUACUUUGCUCUGUUAAUCUUUCCCUCGAUCCUGACUAGUCUCCCAGUCCCUGCCGCUGAAAAACAUCCCCUCAGCAUAAUGCUGCCACCACCAUGCUUCACCGUAGGGAUGGUGCCAGGUUUCCUCCAGACGUGAAGCUUGGCAUUCAGGCCAAAGAGUUCAAUCUUGGUUUCAUCAGACCAGAGAAUCUUGUUUCUCAUGGUCUGAGAGUCUUUAGGGGCCUUUUGGCAAACUCCAAGUGGGCUGUCAUGUGCCUUUUACUGAGGAGUGGCUUCUGUCUGGCCACUCUACCAUAAAGGCCUGAUUGCUGGAGUGCUGCAGAGACUGUUGUCCUUCUGGAAGGUUCUUCCAUCUCCACAGAGGAACUCUGGCACUCUGUCAGAGUGACAAUCGGGUUCUUGGUCACCUCUCUGACCAAAGCUUUCGGAGCCAUCAUCGACUCAUUUGGUUUUGUCCAACAUGUCUCCGGACCUACUCAUUGCCACAGUCAUACCCUGGAUCUAGUUUUGUCCCGUGGAAUAAAUAUUGUGGAUCUAAAUGUUUUUCCUCAUAACCCUGGACUAUCGGACCACCAUCUUAUUACGUUUGCAAUCGCAACAAAUAAUCUGCUCAGACCCCAACCAAGGAACAUCAAAAGCCGUGCUAUAAAUUCUCGGACAACACAAAGAUUCGUAGAUGCCCUUCCAGACUCCCUCCACCUACCCAAGGACGUCAGAGUACAAAAAUCAGUUAAUGACCUAACUGAGGAUCUACAUUUAAACUUGCGUAAAACCCUAGAUGCAGUCGCACCUCUAAAAACUAAAAACAUUUGUCACAAGAAACUAGCUCCCUGGUAUACAGAAAAUACCCGAGCCUCCAGAAAAUUGGAACGGAAAUGGCGCUCCACCAAACUGGAAAUCUUCCUACUAGCUUGGAAAGAAAGUACAGAGCAAUAUCGAAGAGCCCUCACUGCUGCUCGAUCACCCUAUUAUUCCAACCUAAUUGAGGAUAAUUAAUCAUUAUAUUUGAUACUGUCACAAAGCUAACUAAAAAGCAGCAUUCCCCAAGAGAGGAUGACUUUCACUUCAGCAGUGAUGAAUUCAUGAACUUCUUCGACGAAAAGAUCAUGAUCAUUGGAAAGCAAAUUCUGCGUAUUUCUCCAAAGCUCAGCUGUCCUGAGUCUGCACAAAACUGCCAGGACCUGGGAUCAAUGGAGACACUCACAUUUUGAAAUCCUGUAUCUCUUGACACAUUCAUGAAAAUAGUAAUGGACUCUAAACCUUCAAGCUACAUACUGGACCCUAUUCCAACUACACUACUGAAAGAGCUACUUCCUGUGCUUGGCCCUCCUAUGUUGAACAUAAUUAAAGGCUCCCUAUCCACUGGAUGUGAACCAAACUCAAUAAAAGUGGCAGUAAUAAAGCAUCUCUUGAAAAAGCCAAACCUUGACCCAGAAAAUGUAAAAAACUAUCGGCCUAUAUCGAAUCUCCCAUUCCUCUCAACAUUUAGGAAAAAGCUGUUGUGCAGCAACUCACUGCCUUCCUGAAGACAAAUAAUGUAUAAGAAAUGCUUCAGUCUGGUUUUAGACCCCAUCAUAGCACUGACACUGCACUCGUGAAGGUGGUAAAUUACCUUUUAAUGGCGUCAGACCAAGGCUCUGCAUCUGUCCUCGUGCUCCUAGACCUUAGUGCUGCUUUUGAAACCAUCGAUCACCACAUUCUUUUGGAGAGAUUGGAAACCCUAAUUGGUCUACACAGACAAGUUCUUGCCUGGUUUAGAUCUUAUCUGUCAGAAAGAUAUCAGUUCGUCUCUGUGGAUGGUUUGUCCUCUGACAAAUCAAUUGUACGUUUCGUUGUUCCUCAAGGUUCCGUUUUAGGACCACUAUUGUUUUCACUAUAUAUUUUACCUCUUGGUGAUGUCAUUCGGAAAUAUAAUGUUAACUUUAAUUGCUAUGUUUCGAUGAAACAUGGUGAAGCCAAAAAAUUGCCUUCCCUGGAAGCCUGUGUUUCAGACAUAAGGAAGUGGAUGGCGGCAAAUGUUUUACUUUUAAACUCAGACAAAACAGAGAUGCUAGUUCUAGGUCCCAAGAAACAAAGAGAUCUGCUGUCGGAUCUGACUAUUAAUCUUGAUGGUUGUACAGUCGUCUCAAAUAAAACUGUGAAGGACCUCGGCGUUACUCUGGACCCUGAUCUCUCUUUUGACAAACAUAUCAAGAAUAUUUCAAGGACAGCUUUUUUCCAUCUUCGUAACAGAAAUCUGAAAAUUGUUGUCCAAAAAUGAUGCAGAAAAGCUAAUCCAUGCUUUUGUCACUUCUAGAUUGGACUACUGCAAUGCUCUACUCUCCGGCUACCCGGAUAAAGCACUAAAUAAACUUCAGUUAGUGCUAAACACGGCUGCUAGAAUCCUGACUAGAACCCAAAGAUGUGAUCAUAUUACUCCAGUGCUAGCCUUUCUACACUGGCUUCCUGUUAAGGCUAGGACUGAUUUCAAGGUUUUACUGCUAACCUACAAAGCAUUACAAAGACUUGCUCCUACCUAUCUCUCUGAUUUGGUCCUGCCGUACAUACCUUCACAUACGCUACAGUCACAAGACGCAGGCCUCCUUACUGUCCCAAGAAUUUCUAAGCAAACAGCUGGAGGCAGGACUUUCUCCUAUAGAGCUUGACACAUUCAUGAAAAUAGUCAUGGACUCUUAACCUUCAAGCUACAUACUGGACCCUAUUCCAACUAAAAUACUGAAAGAGCUACUUCCUGUGCUUGGCCCUCCUAUGUUGAACAUAAUAAAUGGCUCCCAACCACUGUGAUUAUUAUUUGACCCUGCUGGUCAUCUAUGAACGUUUGAACAUCUUGGAUAGAAAUCUGGCCUUAAUGGCCAUGUACUGUUAUAAUCUUCACCCAGCACAGCCAGAAGAGGACUGGCCACCCCUCUACCGAUUUUUACAGAUGGCUCCAAGGACCCAGAUAAUGGUUGUAUAGGAGUAGGAGUCCUGAACUUGAUGUGUCGAAGACUAGCAGAUGAACUGUCUGUAUACUCUGAUGGUGAUAGAAGCAGCCCUCCAGUGGGUGGAGGAUGUUCAACCUGUCAGAAUUAUAGUGUGCUCACAUUCCCUCUCUGUAUUGAAUAGCUUAUAAUCCUGUAAAUCUAAUAGGAGUGACCUACUAUUGGAGGCAUUAAUGUUAUUAUGGAGAAUCGGGAGACUGAGUGUAGUAGUGUGAUUCUGCUGAGUCCCAGCCUUCUAUAGUAGACCAGGAGUCCCAGCCUUCUAUAGUAGACCAGGAGUCCCAGCCUUCUAUAGUAGACCAGGAGUCCCAGCCCUCUAUAGUAGACCAGGAGUCCCAGCCUUCUCUAGUAGACCAGGAGUCCCAGCCUUCUAUAGUAGACCAGGAGUCCCAGCCUUCUAUAGUAGACCAGGAGUCCCAGCCUUCUAUAGUAGACCAGGAGUCCCAGCCCUCUAUAGUAGACCAGGAGUCCCAGCCUUCUAUAGUAGACCAGGAGUCCCAGCCUUCUAUAGUAGACCAGGAGUCCCAGCCUUCUAUAGUAGACCAGGAGUCCCAGCCUUCUAUAGUAGACCAGGAGUCCCAGCCUUCUCUAGUAGACCAGGAGUCCCAGCCUUCUAUAGUAGACCAGGAGUCCCAGCCUUCUAUAGUAGACCAGGAGUCCCAGCCUUCUAUAGUAGACCAGGAGUCCCAGCCUUCUAUAGUAGACCAGGAGUCCCAGCCCUCUAUAGUAGACCAGGAGUCCCAGCCUUCUAUAUUAGACCAGGAGUCCCAGCCUUCUAUAGUAGACCAGGAGUCCCAGCCUUCUAUAGUAGACCAGGAGUCCCAGCCUUCUAUAGUAGACCAGGAAUCCCAGCCUUCUAUAGUAGACCAGGAGUCCCAGCCUUCUAUAGUAGACCAGGAGUCCCAGCCUUCUAUAGUAGACCAGGAGUCCCAGCCUUCUAUAGUAGACCAGGAGUCCCAGCCUUCUAUAGUAGACCAGGAGUCCCAGCCUUCUAUAGUAGACCAGGAGUCCCAGCCUUCUAUAGUAGACCAGGAGUCCCAGCCUUCUAUAGUAGACCAGGAGUCCCAGCCUUCUAUAGUAGACCAGGAGUCCCAGCCUUCUAUAGUAGACCAGGAGUCCCAGCCUUCUAUAGUAGACCAGGAGUCCCAGCCUUCUAUAGUAGACCAGGAGUCCCAGCCUUCUAUAGUAGACCAGGAGUCCCAGCCUUCUAUAGUAGACCAGGAGUCCCAGCCUUCUAUAGUAGACCAGGAGUCCCAGCCUUCUAUAGUAGACCAGGAGUCCCAGCCUUCUAUAGUAGACCAGGAGUCCCAGCCUUCUAUAGUAGACCAGGAGUCCCAGCCUUCUAUAGUAGACCAGGAGUCCCAGCCUUCUAUAGUAGACCAGGAGUCCCAGCCUUCUAUAGUAGACCAGGAGUCCCAGCCUUCUAUAGUAGACCAGAGUCCCAGCCUUCUAUAGUAGACCAGGAGUCCCAGCCUUCUAUAGUAGACCAGGAGUUCCCAUAGACCAGGAUCCCACUUCUAUAGUAGACCAGGAGUCCCAGCCUUCUAUAGUAGACCAGGAGUCCCAGCCUUCUAUAGUAGACCAGGAGUCCCAGCCUUCUAUAGUAGACCAGGAGUCCCAGCCUUCUAUAGUAGACCAGGAGUCCCAGCCUUCUAUAGUAGACCAGGAGUCCCAGCCUUCUAUAGUAGACCAGGAGUCCCAGCCUUCUAUAGUAGACCAGGAGUCCCAGCCUUCUAUAGUAGACCAGGAGUCCCAGCCUUCUAUAGUAGACCAGGAGUCCCAGCCUUCUAUAGUAGACCAGGAGUCCCAGCCUUCUAUAGUAGACCAGGAGUCCCAGCCUUCUAUAGUAGACCAGGAGUCCCAGCCUUCUAUAGUAGACCAGGAGUCCCAGCCUUCUAUAGUAGACCAGGAGUCCCAGCCUUCUAUAGUAGACCAGGAGUCCCAGCCUUCUAUAGUAGACCAGGAGUCCCAGCCUUCUAUAGUAGACCAGGAGUCCCAGCCUUCUAUAGUAGACCAGGAGUCCCAGCCUUCUAUAGUAGACCAGGAGUCCCAGCCUUCUAUAGUAGACCAGGAGUCCCAGCCUUCUAUAGUAGACCAGGAGUCCCAGCCUUCUAUAGUAGACCAGGAGUCCCAGCCUUCUAUAGUAGACCAGGAGUCCCAGCCUCCUUAGUAGCCAUAUUAGACCAGGAGUCCCAAGCCUUCUAUAGUAGACCAGGAGUCCCAGCCUUCUAUAGUAGACCAGGAGUCCCAGCCUUCUAUAGUAGACCAGGAGUCCCACCUUCUA
Messenger RNA from Coregonus sp. 'balchen', 12355 nucleotides. The record is from the annotation of a GenBank genome assembly. NCBI's taxonomy places the organism in Eukaryota, Metazoa, Chordata, Actinopteri, Salmoniformes, Salmonidae.